GGCGAUGGAGGCGAUCGUCAAGUUGCGAAAAGUUGGAAUAAUGAAAGAUCUCGUAAUAGGAUAUAUCUACACCAACCAACAAUUACCGGUGAAAAUAUCAACGGGUUUAUAAAUAUGAACAAGAAUGGGACUUUUGUUUCUGGAUCAUCUAUAUCCAAAAGAGAUCAUGAAGGGGACGAGCAUAAGGAUCGAACAAAGAAGAUGAAAACAAUAGACUCGCAAAUAGACGAAUUUUUUUCCCCGGUGAAAACUCACGAAAACAUGAAUAAUGACCACGAUAAUGCGGAGGUUGCCUUAGAGCCACAGUGUCAUCUUCCCGAAGAAGAGUUAGAAGAUAAAGCACGAAAGCUCCUCAAAGAUUAUUGGGAAGAUGUCAUCAGCACUAUAGAGAAGUUUUUGAUGUCUAGGCCAGAUGCAACACCGAUUGAUUCAGAUUCUGACUCCGCUUCAGCUUCAACUGAUCAAACCAUGGAACAAGAUGGGCGGGCAGAAGAUAUUAUUCAAUAUUUAACGAAAAUAUCGAAAAACGUG
Molecule: messenger RNA, 531 nt
Organism: Racocetra fulgida
Lineage: Eukaryota; Fungi; Glomeromycota; Glomeromycetes; Diversisporales; Gigasporaceae
Source: the annotation of a GenBank genome assembly